UCUCGCCCAGGGAAUGUCUUGGCCAAGGAGGCCAGGGCAGCGGCUCGCCUAGCCGAGGGCUGGGCGCGAGGCUCGCGUCCGUUUUCCCGGGCCCGAGUUUCGUGCUUGCCGUAAAUUACGAAAAAGAGUGUCAAGUCGGUGGAGGAAUGUGGCACUUCAAGAUGGCCGCCAGUUACUUUAGUAAUUUACGGCUGUAUCUUUCUUUGUUGUCGCUGGCGUAAUUGCGGCCAGGGAUCGCGGAGCGGAGGACCUCGGCUGCUCGGGAAGUGGUGGAGCGGACCUACGACGGGCACCUUCCCGGCGGGCCUGCGACCUCGAGGAAACACCAGGAGGGAAUAUGCGACCGAGGCGGACCGAGGCAUCGCGACGGCCUUAAAAGAGAUUAUUCCGAGAUAUCCCGCCGUAGGCUCGACGCUGUCCUGUUAUCGAGGUGAUAUCGGGCCACGGCCAGGUCCCCGACUUAACCUCGACGCGACCCCCUGGAGGCCGAGCCCGGGUCGCUCCGAGUCGCAUCUAUGUACGGCCGAGGGGAUGCUCGUCGAACCUUUUUGGAGAACCGAGCCUUCCAGCUUUUUUAUUUCCUCCGAGAAGCCAGCGAGCUGCGCGGCUCUGCCAUCCUCUGAAGGAGCCUCCGGGUCGAGACACAGAGCCUGUCGUCCAGGGUUCCGCUAUGGGAUGGUUCCUAGACAUGGUUCUCCCUGAAGACAGUGCCUUUUAAAUCAAGGGUACCUCGGCUACCGUGGUCCGUGACGAUGCUCCUACCUCGAGUCGUAGACCCUGUGUAACCUGAAAGUUGUGCCUUAGAGUUUGGUCCUAGGUCGUGCCCUGGCGAGAGGUACCGGAGAUUUCGUAUCCAUGCACGGCCUAGUUACGAAAGAACAUCUCCGGUCUGACCCUGGAGAUCGUAUAGGAUGCUCGGUAUUGUUUUCGAUUAAAAAGAUCGAGUGUUCGAUCUGGAGUGCCUUGUUAAUAUGGUAUAGUCUUAUGGCCGAGUUCUAUAAGUCAGGAUAGUGCCUUUUUUGUAGAGGUUCGCCGUGGUGUUUUUUGAAUGCGAGCGAACCAUUGACUCGACCAAGCAUACGUAUCAAAGAAGAAAAUGCUAUAACCCGGAAGAUUAACAUGUUAUUCUUGGAUUCUAUGUCAGCGUGCCGAUAGGAUUAUCGACGAUAGCUAGAGUUCAGCCAUGAUGUUGCACGGUCCUCGUCCAUUGGCACAGUAGCAUCCAGUCGUGAAUGUAUUCUGGAUUGAGCUAGGUCCUAAGAGGCCUAGCAUGGGCCACUAUGAAUCCGCCUGCGGUCAGUAAGUCGAGCACUCGUGGCUCCGGAUACCACCAAAAGGCACUAGCUGAAAUCCGCAACUCCUUGCUUCCAUUUGCUAACAUCGGAGGAACCGGAGAGGUAGGUUCCAGUGCUGCGAGUACCAUCUCCACUCUUUCUACGACUAGUGGAGUGAGUUCCGCAUCAGGACUAAGUGGCUUGUCGGGAGCCUCCGGAUCCACAGCGGACAAGCCAGACCAGCGUCAAGCCCUAGCCCAAUUAUUAGCAAUGGGUUACUCCGAGGAAAUAGGGUUGCGUGCUCUGAAGCUAGCAGGAUGGCGUCUGGACGCAGCGAUCGAGUUUCUAAAGCAAGCCCAGGGCGAAUCUCUGAACGGCCUAGGGAAGCUGAACACCAAGCUGAUAAGGAAACCAAGUUUGGAAAGGGAGUUAAGUCUCCAACGAGGGAGUCCAGCCCUGGACAGCGGAGCAGGCAGUUCCAGGUCGGACAGUCCUCGCCUGACCGAGCUCAGUCCGCACCCCCAGCUGAGUAGGCAAUACUCCCCGAGUAGUUUCGUCGAACGCGAGCCUCCUCCGCCACCUCCCCCGAGAUGCAGCUCCACCCCGCCACCGCCACCACCACCUCAUGCCCCCUACGGUCAAUCGAACGUGCCAAGCAACAUGCAACAGAUGCUGAAGAGAAUGUCCCCAGCCCCCGUGGUCCCAACCAGGCCUCCACCAGCGGCACCCGGGAGUUCCGGGUCCACGUCGAACUCCGUGAAUCCUCCUCAAAGAGGCACCAGUCCCGUAGCGACGUCCAGUGGUAGCUCGAACGGUCGCCAACCCAUGAUCGUUCAAAACGGUCCUCAGGUGCAACAACAGCUCAGCCAGCAGAUGCAGGCGCUCAGCAUCUACCAGUCGAGCGGCAACGCGGUGGGUGGGAGCAGCCAGGUGGAGCCGCCCCCACCGUACCCCAUCGUGCCCUCGCCCUCGUCAGGGCCGGUGCAACCGCCCUCGUACAGCGCCUCGAUGCAGAACCGGCAGAGUCCGACCCAGUCCCAGCAGGACUACAGGAAGAGCCCGUCCUCGGGGAUCUACUCGGGCCCCACGUCAGCGGGCUCGCCGAGUCCCAUUACGGUGUCGACUGUCUCCCCCAGCACCCAGGGCUCCAUGGCGCGACCCACCCCCCUGCAGGCCUGGGGCGCGCGCCAGGCGAAGACGCAGCCGCCGAUCAUCAUGCAAUCGGUGAAGAGUACCCAAGUACAAAAGCCAGUCCUGCAGACGGCGAUCGCGCCGACCUCGCCGCAGCCGAUCUCGACGACCAGCAACACGCCCCCACCGCCGCCGUCGUACGCGUCCUCGAUCCAGCAGAAGCAGCAGCAACAGCAGCAGCAACAGCCCCCUCCGGCGUACCCACCGGGGAACUCUCAGGGUGGCGUUGCGCCGUCCAACUCGGGGUCUCUCGGCGUUCCGGUCGGCGUGCCCACGACGGAGCCCCCCAGCUAUGCCACCACCAUGCAGGCCCUGGCUGCUCAACGCGGGAUCCAUCAUCCUCUUCCUCCACCACCCUAUGGCACCCCUACCGAGGAUACCACCGGGAUAUCGACCGUGGAGAGCGGCACCGCUCCUAGGUCCUCGCCCGUUGCGCAUCACCCCCCUCUGCAGAGGAAGUACUCCCCUGCGGAGGGGUGUCCGCACCCCGCGGAACCGAGCCCUAUGCCCUCGUCUGUUCCCACCCCCAGGAACAAUAUCCAUCCGUCUCUUCCGGAUUCCGGCUCCGCCAAGGCGCAGGCGCCCUCGCCCUCACAGUACAAGAUAAAGCACCAGUCGCCCAUCCCCGAGAGGAAGCACAUGAGCAAGGAGAAGGAGGAGGAGCGCAGGGACUGCAAGGUCCGGAACUACUCGCCGCAGGCCUUCAAGUUCUUCAUGGAACAGCACGUGGAGAACGUCCUUAAGUCCCACAAACAGCGAUUAUAUCGUCGGCUUCAGCUAGAGACGGAGAUGGCCAAGAUCGGACUCAGCGCCGAAGCCCAGUGCCAGAUGAGGAAGAUGCUCUCCCAGAAGGAGUCCAACUAUAUCAGGCUCAAACGCGCCAAAAUGGACAAGUCCAUGUUCACCAAGAUCAAGCCCAUCGGCGUAGGUGCCUUCGGGGAAGUCACGCUUGUUAGGAAACUGGAUACGAAUCAGUUCUACGCCAUGAAGACCCUCCGCAAGGCCGACGUGCUGAACAGGAACCAGGUCGCCCACGUCAAGGCCGAGAGGGACAUCCUCGCCGAGGCCGACAACGAGUGGGUCGUCAAGCUCUACUACUCCUUUCAGGACAAGGACAAUUUGUACUUCGUCAUGGACUAUAUACCCGGGGGAGACCUCAUGUCGCUGCUGAUUAAAUUCGGCAUCUUCAAGGAACCUCUUGCCAGGUUUUACAUCGCCGAGCUCACCUGCGCCGUCGAGAGCGUGCACAAGAUGGGAUUCAUUCAUAGAGACAUCAAGCCGGAUAAUAUCCUCAUCGACCGGGAUGGACACAUCAAGCUCACGGAUUUCGGCCUGUGCACGGGAUUUCGCUGGACCCAUAACUCCAAGUAUUAUCAACAAAAUGGACACAAUAAGCAGGAUUCGAUGGACCCAGCCGACGACUGGAACAACGAGUGCCGGUGCAUCCAGCUGAAACCCUUGGAACGAAGACGACAUCGAGAGCAUCAGCGAUGUUUAGCCCACUCUCUCGUAGGGACGCCGAAUUACAUCGCGCCGGAAGUCUUGCAGCGAACAGGAUACACGCAGUUAUGUGACUGGUGGAGCGUCGGGGUAAUCCUGUACGAGAUGCUCGUCGGCUCGCCUCCCUUUCUCGCCAACACUCCGGCCGAAACGCAGUACAAGGUCAUCAACUGGGAGACGACUCUGCACAUCCCGAAGGAGGCGAACCUGUCUCCGGAAGGGAUGGACCUGAUCCUGAAGCUGUGCGUGGGCGCGGAGCGCCGCCUCGGGAAGAACGCCGACGAGGUGAAGAGCCACCCCUUCUUCUCGAGCAUCGACUUCGAGAAGGGUCUCCGUCGGCAGGUGGCCCCCCACAUACCUCGGAUCCAGUACCCGACGGACACGAGCAACUUCGACCCCGUGGACCCGGACAAGCUGCGGAACUCCGAGUCCUCGGACUCAAACAAGUCGGACGAGCUCCUGGACAACGGGAAGCCCUUCCACGGGUUCUUCGAGUUCACGUUCCGGCGCUUCUUCGACGACGGAGGCGGCCCGGCGUAUCCUAGUCGCAUAAGUCUGGACGAUAACGACAACCAGGGCCCGGUCUACGUAUGACAUUAGGUGUCGUCGAGGAGGCGCGAGGAGGCGGCGCCUCGAGGACGCUCGUCUCUCGUCCUCGGGCUCGCUCUUCAGGGUGUACCCACCGCUCGCGCUGCUCUCUCGAGUCGGAAAUCCGCAAUUCUGGGCGCGUGAUCGCUACUUCCGCUCUCGCCUAAACAUAUGAACGCAUCCGGCAGUCUCCGAGGGCUGAUGCCUAAUUUCCAUACACGCGGAAUCGACGCGGAGCGCGGAAUGGCCCUGAGACGGCUUAACCAUUCAGCCUAAUGGCUUAACCCUAACGUGCCUACCGCCCUCCGCGUCGAUUCCUCGUGCUUUCCGCGUAUAUGGAAAUGAGGCAUAACCCGUGCCGAGGUCGAACUGCAAAUUAUACAUAGAGAUGUUAAAAAUGAAUUGUAUAAACGACUCCCGCCCCCGCGGUCGGACGCCGGGAAGUACGUCGCGUUGUACCUUGAAAUGUCCUCGGCGCUCCCUUGAGGUUCUCGUUUCGCGUUCUCCGUGAUUUCGGGGGAGCGGGUCGAACCCGACGAAUUCUAAAUUCACCGUGAAAGGAAACGGGGAGUACACUAACAAUGAGAAUCGACCUAGGGGAAGCCUUUCACGCGUAUCGGCCUUCGCGUCCGGAAAGUACACGUUUAGGUACGUUUCAGCAAGUACUGUGAUAUUGCAGAUAAUUAGCGUAAUGUGGCUUGUAACUGUAUUGGUCCUAUUUAACAGUUUCUUUUAUAUCAAACGACACGUUUAUUAUAUAUAUAUAUUAAUAUUAUUGUAUUAAUAUUAUUAUAUAUUUGUAUAGAACUCUUGAAUGGAUGUAAUGUGUUCAUUGCAUAUUAUGCAGCUUCGUGUCUAAACGUUUAUGUUGCUCGUGGCCACCUUCGGAAAGGGCGGUGCGGCUCGGUGGAUUUCCGAUCGCGAUAGGAAUCGAAACAAAAGGCGGAAGGAGCGAUUUAGCGAGAGAACCUCACAGCGUUUCUAAGAGCUCGAGGAGAGAUCCCUCGGUGGAAUUGUGCCUUUUCCUCGGGUAGUUAGCCGUUAAGUAAGUUAUUCGGUAGGUGGGAGACUCGGGGUCGUCGGAGGUCCGUUUAGAACGUGCCUUAGGCGAGCUAAGCCCGGUGCAACGUACUAGAAACGCCGAAUCCGCACCUCUUGGGGAUGGACAAGCGCGUGCCGAGGGCCGCCAUCUUGGAUCGCCGUGCGAGAACAUUCGUUUACACUUCUUGAGCGCAAUAAUUAUAUUGCGAGCCUCCCUUGACAAGUUAUGGAACGCUACUUACAAGAGCGGGGAGAAAUUUACACGCAGUACGUGCUAUGUAUUGUUUUGCGAUGCCUGACGCGAUUUAAAAGUGAAACUUCAAGAGGCUUCACUCGGCUCGCUUCGGCCUUGAUGGCUGAGACGCUUUGAAGAGUCGAAGAAAAAGAGGAAGAGGGACAUUUAUGCGAUCUCUUCGGGAGGGGGAAAUUUCAUCGGAUAUCUUGGCUGUCAUUAAUCAAGGGGAAAACGCGCAGGCAUCGGUUUGAUAAACGUUUGAGAUGGGAAACUCGAUCGGCCGGUAGGGACGCGCUCGACGUCCCCGUAAAAAGCGCGGAAACGCGCCAGCCUUUUUCGCCUUAUCAUUGUUGCGAUAACAGUGGACGGCCAUACGAUGCAGAUCUGUUUAAUAUACCUGCGCGCCGUUUAUAUAUAAGUGAAUUCGAUCCACCUGUACAUUUUGUAAUAUCUUCGGAGCCCUCUGUAAUUAUACUCAGCGAGUAAGAAGUGUAAGCUAGUUUUCUAAGUCGGUAUAUAUUAUGUGAAACUUGUGUACAUAUUUUGGACGAGUGUUCUAAAUUAAAACUACGUUUAAUGCCGA
This is a messenger RNA of Orussus abietinus, 6412 nucleotides long. RefSeq names its product serine/threonine-protein kinase Warts (gene wts). Gene Ontology annotation, biological process: regulation of organ growth; positive regulation of apoptotic process; hippo signaling. The coding region runs from base 1281 to 4559 and encodes 1092 amino acids. Lineage: Eukaryota; Metazoa; Arthropoda; Insecta; Hymenoptera; Orussidae. The record is from RefSeq and is a predicted model, not a curated record. The transcript is spliced from 6 exons. Gene Ontology annotation, molecular function: protein serine/threonine kinase activity; protein binding; ATP binding.